AAAAUUCCUGGGGGCAAAAGCGCCCCGUCCUCUCGGCUUUCUGUCCUCCUGCUGGUCCCACCCUUCGCUGUCCAUCUGCUUCAGCAGCGCACACGAACAUGGCCGACAAUACGGGCUUGCAUUACAACGCGGAGCCGGCCACCAUGGCUCCGGGGCAGCAGCAGGAGACGCCAGUCGAGAGGCGGAAGUCACGCGAUACUCACUCUUCGUCCUUUGACAAGGAGAAGCAGCCCGCGGACUCCCAGGUUGUGUCGGAGCGGGACGAGGAUGACGAGGAACCCGAAAAGUCGCGCCAUUUCUUGUUCGCAAUGCGCCGACCUGUUAUCCUCACGUUAUUGGCGGCUACUAUCUUGGGAUGGUGGAUCACUGCGACAAUCUUGCCCGCAACUCGGCAUAGAUGGAUUGUGCAAACUCUUUUUGCAUGGUUUUUCAUCUUGGUCAUCGCGUUCCGGUUCAUUCCCGCCCGCGUGGUAUCGCGUCCAGUAGAGGCUUUCUGGAAGCCCUGCGUCGAGAGGCCCUGGUUCAGCCUUCCGAGAUAUGUCCGACUCACCAUUGGAUGGCUCUGUCUCCUUGGCAUUGUCUUUGGUUCUGCAUUCGGCUUCCCUCUGCAAGAUAACAGCAGUUACGGCGACCGUGCCAUUUCGGUGCUUGGCCUGUUCGUCUUCCAGUUCGGCUUCUGGGCUACUUCCUCCAAGCGUCACCUGGUGCCAUGGAACACCGUCAUUGUCGGCUUGUUCUUCCAGCAGGCGAUUGCGCUCUUCGUGCUGAAGAGCUCAGCCGGUUUCUCCAUCUUCAAGUGGAUCGCCGACUUGGCGUCGGAUUUCUUGAACCAAGCGCAAACCGGUGUCGCGUUCUUCUUUGACCAGGAAACCGCUGACAAGCACUGGUUCUUUGCAUCCACUCUUGGUGCCAUCAUCUUCUUCAUUGCCUUCGUGCAGAUGAUGUACUACCUGGGCGUCAUGCAGUGGAUCAUCAAGCACUUCGCCUGGUUCUUCUUCAAGACCAUGAACAUCUCCGGAGCCGAGGCCGUCAUUGCCGCCGCAUCUCCUUGGAUUGGCCAGGGCGAGUCUGCCUGCUUGGUCAAGCCGUACGUGGACCUGAUGACAGUGUCCGAGCUGCACCUGGCCAUGACUUCCGGUUUCUCGACUAUCUCCGGCUCCGUCCUUGGCGCAUACAUCAACAAGGGCGUACCAGCUCAGAACCUGGUUACUUCGUCCGUCAUGAGUAUUCCUGCCUCCAUCGCUAUCAGCAAGAUGCGCAUGCCGGAGACAGAAGAACCUGUCACCCGUGGAAUGGUCGUGGUUGACCGUGGUGAGGCUGACAAGGGUCAACGCCCAGCGAACGCCAUACACGCGUUCAGUCUCGGUGCUGUCUUUGGUAUCGUGGUCGCCGGCCAGAUUCUUUGCAACGUGUUCACCAUCCUGUCUCUCGUUGCGACUAUCAACGGUCUGCUCACUUGGAUCGGCCGCGGCUUCGGCAUCCACCACUUGACCCUGCAGCUCGUCUUGGGAUAUAUCGGCUAUCCAGUCACCUUCUUCUUGGGCGUACCAAGGGCUGAGAUCCUCCGUGUCUCCCAGUUGCUUGCCACGAAGCUCGUCGCUAAUGAGUUCGCAGCCUACACUGAUCUAUAUGAGAUCAUGCAGAGCUCGAAUCCGCUGAGUCCCCGCGCAUUCACCAUCGCCUCCUACUCCCUCUGCGGGUUCGCAAACUUGGGCUCGCUGGGUAUACAGAUUGGUGUACUUGGCGCGAUGGCGCCUUCGAGACGAAAGGUCAUCGCAUCAAUUGCCACGUCCGCCAUGGUCUGUGGCUUUAUUUCAACGUUACAAACCGCUGGUAUCGCUGGCAUGCUUGUAUGAGUUAUUUAUUGCUUUGUCUUGUCGGGUGGGAGUCUGUUGUAGUUAUUAUAUUUUGUUUUUCUGAUAUAAAGACCUUUCCACGAGAAGACUCUGUCGGGUGGUGAAGAUGGAAUUCUACGUGUAUUGGGUGACGCCGAGUUCAUUCCUACGUCUGGCUAAUUUACAGGGCGAACAUGGAUCGUCUCAACGGGUGUUGUAACGUUGGUCCUGCCUCCCGCAGAAGGCCGGUGGUACGUGUAACAACUAGAACACAGAAAAGAACUGCGAGGUCAAACCCACGUCGGGUACUGUUGUACAAAUUAUGUCGUAGUACUAUGCUACAAAUGUCCUUUGCAGCCGAAACAACUAGAAGUAAUGAUGGCAUCGGGCCUUACAUGGGACCGCCGACCCACUCCUUGACAAGCCCUUCCCAACACUCCUUACUCAUCACCAUAUGUUCCCCUUCGCAUGUCUCGAGCAAGACAUCCCCUCUCUCGUCCAGAGUCUUCAAACCUAUCGCAUCCGUCGUAUAGACAGGCUGCAUCCGCAUGGGAAUAGUCGUCUUCUCAGCCUGCGAGACCAUCGGAAGUUGGUCCCCCUCUCCAGCAGAG
Messenger RNA from Gloeophyllum trabeum ATCC 11539, 2446 nucleotides. RefSeq lists its product as uncharacterized. Gene Ontology annotation, molecular function: symporter activity; nucleoside transmembrane transporter activity. Gene Ontology annotation, cellular component: membrane. The transcript is spliced from 9 exons. Gene Ontology annotation, biological process: nucleoside transmembrane transport. Lineage: Eukaryota; Fungi; Basidiomycota; Agaricomycetes; Gloeophyllales; Gloeophyllaceae. The record is from RefSeq and is a predicted model, not a curated record. The coding region runs from base 99 to 1856 and encodes 585 amino acids.